Molecule: messenger RNA, 2688 nt
Organism: Branchiostoma floridae (Florida lancelet)
Lineage: Eukaryota; Metazoa; Chordata; Leptocardii; Amphioxiformes; Branchiostomatidae
Product: kelch-like protein 9
Exons: 10
Coding region: 1063-2688 (541 amino acids)
Molecular function (GO): protein binding
Source: RefSeq, a predicted model, not a curated record
UGAAUAGUCCAUUCUUGCACGGAUUGGGGGCAUUUUUUUAAAAUCCAUUUUUGAACUUUGGUGAUUAUGUGAAAGUGUUUUUAGACUGGUCUAUUAUACCUUUUCAUGUACGGGGGACCUUUUUGCUAACUUCAAUUUUGGAUUCGGUUUCUCAUUUAAAAGGCCAUGUUUUCAGUGGGAGUAUCUGUGGACAGGUCUAUUGCGCAAAUUCACAUGGGGUGUACUGGAGUCCAUUCUUGCACAGGGGGAUUUUGUAAGAUUCAUUUUUGGGUUGAACCGUCAUUAGUAAAAAUGAUUUUCCAAAUGGGUUAUUUUGUUGUUGCAUGCAGAGGGAGAUGGCUGAAAUAUGCUGUAUUUGCUCAAAAGCAAAUGUCGGCCUUUCUAGUUUUGAUAGUACAACACUUUUUUGAUAAAACAACACUUUUCUAACAUGUCUUAAAACACUGCUUAACUUAGGUGUGACAUGUCAUUCGGUGUAAUAUAACCAGCUGCUGCCGCGCCGUGUGCCUGCGAAGCUGGUGUGUUACGCCGAACGGCGGUUAUACCGGCUAUAGAGAUCUUCAACUGGCUGCCGUUCCGUCGGUCCGAUAUCCAAAACUCCGACCAGGUAACGUUAAAUGUCUUUUAAUUGUAUCAUACUAGAACCUUUUUUUCAGUGACCUAUAGCCUGAAGUAUGUUGACAUGUUGACAGAUCCAUAUUUGAUGUUUUCGGACGACACACAGAAUGCGACGCCUCGCAUCUAGGGUCCGGUCAGACGUCACUUUAUCAUUAGAUAAUUCUACAAAGACGGCGUAAACGUAAUUUCGAACACUAGUCACGCACGCACGUCCGGCAGCGUCAGGUCACGUGACCCUUACGUCACCGUACGUCGACGCAGCGCGGCAUGGCGCUCACUGGCGGCAAAACACAGGCAUUGUCAUUGUCUGGACGCGAAUCAACAGGUGAACUGUUGCGUGGAGCAAAACAUGGUCUCAACAAUGAGUUCAGCUGUGCCAAGUCCAAGGCUUCUGUUAAAUCUGGCGGUCUGAAGUGAAGCAAUACUAUUGAAACAUUUUCCGCGAUGGCUACUGCUGGGAGCACCGAGUCCACCCUCCCCUCCCCACUCCCCGCCGAUCGGACCUUUUCCUCAUCGCGGCACAGCGGCGAGGUUCUUCGGUACCUCAACACACUCCGCACCGACGCCCUCCUCUGCGACAUCACGCUCAUCGUGGACGGGAAAGAAAUCCCCGCGCACAAGAACAUCCUCGCUUCCUGUAGCGACUAUUUUCGUGCCAUGUUCACCCGUGGAAUGAGAGAGUGUAACCAAGACACUGUGGAGAUCAAAGGAGUGCCAUACAGCGGACUGGAGAAUGUUGUACAGUACAUGUACACGUCUCAGAUCACGCUCAACUCAGAAACGGUACAGGACGUGCUGACCACUGCCAACCACCUGCAAAUAUCUGCGGUUGUGCAGUUCUGUCACGAGUACCUGAUCUCCAUCGUGGACGUGGACAACUGUGUUGACAUCGGGAAAAUCGCGCAGACCUUUAGCCUACUGGACCUGCGCAGUGUGGUGGAUAGGUUCAUGCUGCGGCGGUUCUCCGUGCUGGCGGACCAAGACGACUUCCAGCGGCUCAGCAUCGACGAGCUGUCCGCCCUGCUGGAGAGCGACGACCUCUGCACGUGCUCCGAGAUAGAGGUUUUUGAAGCCGUUGUGAAGUGGCUGGAGUACAACGCAUCCCGUCAGAAGCACAUGAGCGAGCUGAUGUCACGUGUCAGGUUCCCGCUCAUGUCGCCUGCAGAGCUGGUGGACCGGGUACAGACCGUGGGCUUCAUGCAGACUGACGUCAGCUGCAUGCGCAUUCUGCAGGAGACCUUCACGUACCACGUCCUGCCGCACAGACAGCCCGUGAUGCAGUCGCUCCGUACCCAGGUCCGCUCCACGUCCAGUCACCUGGUGAUAGUGGGCGGCGAGCCGUCCUCCCGGGCCAGCGAGACUCUCAUCCGCAGCGUCAAGUUCCUGGACACGGGAGGGUCGUCCUGGCGGGAGGUCACGGCCAUGGAGAGGCCACGCAGCCACAAGGGCGUGGCCGUGCUAGGCAACUUCCUCUACGUGGCAGGUGGCUCGUGUACGAGUCAUCUCGGCCGCCUGACGGCCACGAACGAAGUGCACCGGUACGACCCCCAACAGGACUCGUGGUUCCAGACGGCGUCCAUGUUGGAGAGCAGGACCGACUUCCACCUCGCCGCCAUCGGCACCCAGCUGUUUGCCGUGGCGGGAAGGAACGACGCCGACAAACUGGCGACGGUCGAACGAUACAAUCCCCAUAAAGACGAGUGGACGUACGUGGCGUCGCUAGACGAGCCCGUGGUGAGUCACGCCGUCUGUGUGGACAAAGGCUACCUGUACGUGUCCGGGGGGUACAACGGGAGUUUCCAGAGCACAUUUCAGAGAUAUAACCUUGAGGUUGACCGGUGGGAGAACAUGACCGCCAUGACCACGGCCAGGGGAUGGCACUGCAUGACGUCAUCACACGACCGGAUAUACGUCUUUGGCGGGACGUGUGAAAACGGAAGUGGCAUCCGGGGCGUUCUUCAGGACGAGUGUUACGACCCCAGUACACAACAGUGGGCAAAAACGUCUCCGAUGCUGUGUACUAAAAGCGAGGCAGGGAUAGCGGUGUACGAGGGUAAAACAACAACAUAG